CCAGCGGCCAAAGCCCGCCAGGGCAGCGCCCUGGGCCUGGUGGCCUCUUGCGGGCUUUGCCUGGGAGAUGUUGCGCCGCACAGAGCUUUCCGGGAAGAGUGCGGACUCUGCGGAGAUGCGGUCCGGGGCCCUGGGCCACUGCAGGCACUUCUUUUGGCUGGGCGUCGCCUUCGACGCGGUGGGUGUGGCAGUGCUGUUCACUGGCGUCUUCGCCAACCUACUUUUCUACGACAUGCUGCUCUAUCUGGGUUCCAUCAUCAUCUUUGUCAGUCUCUUGUGGUGGAUCUUCUGGUACACCGGUAACAUCCAGGCGCUCCCGGAAGACUCCUUGAGGAGGACUUCGCCUCGCGCGGGAGAGGUCGGGAUGCACCGCAGCGGCAGCCGCCGCUUCUCACUGACCAUCAGGAGCGUCUCCAACACCUUCCAGCGGAUCCGUCGCCGGCGGCGGCGGCGGCUCCUCCCGAGGGUCCUCCAGAUGAUGAGUAGCCUCAACUCGACCGACCCGGGGCAGGUGGAAGGGAACAGAGAUGCCGGGACCGGAGGUGGCAGAACUUCGUUCCAUCCAGCGAAGCCUGUGUCCAUUCUAAACAAGCUACAGCUUUGCUCAAUCCAGGCCUCUAAGAGCCUGCCCCUGGUCCCUUUGCAACAUCCUCUCUCCAUUUCUACUUCUAGGAGUCAGCCUGUCUUUUCGGUGACCUCGCAGUGCUACCCUCUGGUGUCUGGAGCUUCUGGCAGCUACUCCCAGAUAGCUUUGUCCUCUGACAGCCAGGUGCCUGUGGAUCUUGACCCUCAAGGGCGCUCUAAGAUCAGUGUGGCCUCUCGGAUCUACCCUGUGCAACGGGUAGACAGUCAGAGCCACCUCCUGGUGCCCGUGCCCUCUGAAUGUUUCCCUGUGGUACCCGUGACCUCUCAGAGCCAAGUUCAGAACUCUGUGUCCUAUGACAGCAGUAUGCCUUGUGGACCUGACCCUCAGGGGCGCUCUAAGAUCAGUGUGGCCUCUCGGAUCUACCCUGUGCAACGGGUAGACAGUCAGAGCCACCUCCUGGUGCCCGUGCCCUCUGAAUGUUUCCCUGUGGUACCCGUGACCUCUCAGAGCCAAGUUCAGAACUCUGUGUCCUAUGACAGCAGUAUGCCUGUGGACCUUGACCCUCAGGGGCGCUCUAAGAUCAGUGUGGCCUCUCGGAUCUACCCUGUGCAACGGGUAGACAGUCAGAGCCACCUCCUGGUGCCCGUGCCCUCUGAAAGUUUCCCUGUGGUACCCGUGACCUCUCAGAGCCAAGUUCAGGACUCUGUGUCCUAUGACAGCAGUAUGCCUGUGGACCUUGACCCUCAGGGGCGCUCUAAGAUCAGUGUGGCCUCUCGGAUCUACCCUGUGCAACGGGUAGACAGUCAGAGCCACCUCCUGCUGCCCAUGCCCUCUGAAAGUUUCCCUGUGGUACCCAUGACCUCUCAAAGCCAAAACCCGGGCUCUGUAGUCAAAGAAGGCCAGCUCCAGAAUCUUCCUUCUGCCUCUCAAACUCAGCCUGAGACUGGUAAAGCUUCUGAGAGCCAUACUUUGGGCAUGGAGGUACCUGUGGUGCCACUUGGAUUUGCCCAGACUUCUCAAAGUCGUUCUUCACGUGUCCAGGAGGUUCCUAAGAACUCAAGUGCUAAAGCUUCUGAGACUCUCCCAGCUAUCAGCCAGAAACUAGCUGAGGAACAACUUGACCCUUCAUUGCCUGUCUCUGAGGUCACACAUUCAGACAGGCAGUGUGACCCUACUGGCAACCUUCCAGCCACCAGGGGAGUGAGAAAAAGUCACCCUUUCUAA
Arvicola amphibius (Eurasian water vole) is the source of this 1810-nucleotide messenger RNA. RefSeq lists its product as uncharacterized. Lineage: Eukaryota; Metazoa; Chordata; Mammalia; Rodentia; Cricetidae. The record is from RefSeq and is a predicted model, not a curated record.